AUGGCAUAUUUUACACGUUUUGUUUCAUUUGAAGAUAAGUUCAAUACGAACUUAUUUACGUUUAUUCUUCCAAGUUCAUUUUUAUUGGGAACAGAAGAAAAAUUAAUAACACGAGAAUUUUUCUGUCGAAAUAUUCCAUUUGUAUUAACAUUUGUUAAAAAUGGUGAUCAAUUGAAUGCAUUUCUACUACAUCGUAGUCGUGAUACAGAAGCACUUGAAAUGACACUUGAUUUAAGUGUUACAUUAUUAUGUCGUGAACAUUUUACACGUAAUGAAUCAUUCAUUGAGAAAGCUUGUAAAUUUACAAAUAAAGUCACAUUACAUGGACGAAAAUCUUUUACAUCAAUAAAUCGUUUAUGUUCAGUUGAUUUUAUGGAUGAACGUGGAAAUAUUCAAUGUGAACUUGAAAUAAAAAAUCUUCUUGUUUCAUAUUUAACUGAAAUACAACUUCCACCACAACUAAUUAAUCCACAAUAUGCACAUGUUCAAUCAGCAACAAAUCGACAACCAUUAGAUGCUAAAAUCGAAACACCAUCAUUUUAUUAUUCCAAUUAUGAAUGGUGUGUUGUUAUACAACCUAAACUUGAUAGUGUUGGACAACUUGGACAUUUUCGAUUAUUUAUACAACGUUUAACACCAUGUGAUCAUUCAGUUAAAUUAACAUAUCGUGUUAAAAUAACAGCUGGAACAUUUAUAUGGGAUCCAAAUCAAGAAAAAAAAUUAACGAAUCCCAAUGAUACUAAUCUAUAUGAAGUAAAUUAUACCGAUAUUCAUGGUUUAUGUCGACCAUAUAGAAUUGAUCGUGUACGUGAAUUACUUCAAGCUAACGGAAAAUUUACACUUACUGUUGAACUUAAAGAUGCUGUUACUGUCUUCCCAAUUAUUGUCGAUCCAUUUGUACCAAGUCCUAUUCCAGUACCUUUUCUUGAUAAAGAUCAACAAGCAUGGACUGUUGAAGCUUAUAUUGAAGAACAGUGUUUUAUAAUACGUCUAUAUUAUUCGGAUAUAUUUAAAAUUCCAGCAAAUUAUUUACGUUCAAUAUGUUUUAAUAUAACUGUACGGAAUCAUCGUGAUACAAAAACAACUACAAGUGUUUUUCAAAAACCUGUUACAAAAUAUUAUUCACAAAAAGAUAGUGAUGAAGGUUUAGAAAUUAGUACAACAUUAGAUGUUGAAGAAUUAACUGAACGUGGUUAUUUAAAUGAUCAACAUAGUGUAACAAUCGAAAUUGAAAUCUUUUUUUCACAUCUAAUGUUUGCACCUGAAUAUUCACCACUCGAUGAUAUUGUACGCAAACAAAAACAACAGAUUAUGCGUGAAUUAUUAGCAGCUCAAAACGAAAAUUUUCAAUUAGAAAAAAAAUUACAUGAAUUACAAAUGACAAUACAAAAUCCAUCUAUGGCUAAUCGUCUUUCUGAUUACGGUAAUGGACCAGCAUCAGCAGGAGUUCCUGGUGGUUCAAGUACACCAGCAACACCUGAUGUUGUUCGUAAAUAUUAUGAAAGAAAAUAUGGUGAAAAAGGUUCAACAACAAAUUUACUUGCAACAGGUACAAAUAAUCCACCAUUAUCAACGCAAAAUAAUACGCCAAGUUUUGAUGCUGGUCAAACAAAUCCAAAAACAUUACCUGUACGUAAUGGAGCUGUACCUAGUAAAGCUGCAGCAGCAGCAGCAGGUGUACCACCACCUAAUGUUACGGGUGGUGCAAGUGGUUCAACCACUUUCAAUCUACGAAAUAAAUUACCAAAUUCUAUACAAAAUACAAUAGCAAAUACAAGUCAAUCAUUACAAUCAAAAUUACCAGCUAGUUUACAAAAGCUACCAGCAAGUUUCACACAAGGACCAACAAUGAAUAUGCUUGCAAGCAAAUUUCAAAAUGCUUUUUCUUAG
Messenger RNA from Adineta steineri, 1890 nucleotides. NCBI's taxonomy places the organism in Eukaryota, Metazoa, Rotifera, Eurotatoria, Adinetida, Adinetidae. The record is from the annotation of a GenBank genome assembly.